AGCAGCACAGUAUAGCACGGGCAUAUUCCACGUUCCAGCACAACCGACGAGCCGGCCCAAAGGCGGAGCUGCCCAGGCGCCAGGCAGCAGCAGCAGCCGGUGGCCACAGCACAGCAGUAAACAAAUCCGCUCCGUCGUCACCACGCUUCAGCUCUCCCCCCCUUCGUCAACACCCGCGACCUCGCCGCCUCGGUCCGACCGGAGGCCCCCAUCCUCAUCUCCUCGCCACCUCCGCCGCCUCGCCCCCGCCCAACCUCCGCCGCCCGCUUCCUUCCUAGUUUAGUUAUUUUGUUGGUUGAGGCGCCCCCGUACCUGUGUUCUUGGGGAUUUCUUUGACCGGAUUCGAUACGGUCUCUGCUUCCUCGCCUCGCCGUUUUCCCACCCAGCUUCCUCCCGCCCCGGUCAAAGCUUGCGGCGGCCGGCCUUUUCCAGCGAGUUCCGUCCCAACUUCCAACCCUUCGCCACAGCCCCGCCGCGGUGAGCAGCUCUUCUCCCGCCCGCCCUUCGCUUCCUUUCCACCGCUUGCCAGAUCCGCGCCCCCCUCCCGUCAGCUCCACCUCUGCUGCCAAGGCGGCGGUUCUUGUUCCUCAAGACUUCUACUUUUGGCCGCGUGCAAAGAUGGCGUCCAGCGCCGGUGAUCUGCCUGAGGUGAAAUUCAAGAGGACCGGGAGCUUGGGGAGCAGCGACUAUGUGCGAGCCGACAAGAUCGAUCUCACCAGCCUCGACAUCCAGCUGGAGCAACAGCUCAACAAGAAAUGGAGCAAGUCCAACAUCAAGUCACUGGGACCUAAGGCGGACUGGGAGAUUGACCUUGCUAAGCUGGAGAUCCGGCACGUCAUCGCUCAGGGGACAUAUGGGACCGUCUACCGCGGCACCUAUGAUGGCCAGCAAGUCGCAGUGAAGCUGUUGGAUUGGGGAGAAGAUGGUUUUGCCACAGAAGCCGAAACUACUGCUUUACGAACAUCAUUUAAGCAGGAGGUUGCUGUUUGGCAUAAGCUCAGCCAUCCUAACGUUACGAAGUUUGUUGGUGCGUCUAUGGGGACCACUGACCUCAAGAUACCAGUUAAUGACAAUGGUGCGCGUGCCAACUUGCCGGCUAGAGCAUGUUGUGUUGUGGUAGAAUAUCUCGCUGGUGGCACUUUGAAACAGUACCUGAUAAAGAACAGACGGCGGAAGCUUGCCUACAAAGUUGUGGUUCAGCUUGCAUUGGAUCUGUCCAGAGGACUGAGCUAUCUACACUCCAGAAAGAUAGUACAUCGUGAUGUGAAAACUGAAAAUAUGCUGCUUGAUACACAGCGUAACCUUAAGAUUGCUGAUUUCGGUGUUGCACGUGUUGAGGCUCAGAAUCCGAAGGAUAUGACUGGUGCGACCGGCACGCUUGGUUACAUGGCCCCAGAGGUUCUUGAUGGUAAACCAUACAACAGAAAAUGUGAUGUUUAUAGUUUUGGCAUUUGCUUGUGGGAAAUCUAUUGCUGUGACAUGCCAUACCCAGACCUAAGUUUUGCCGAUGUCUCUUCUGCUGUUGUUCACCAGAACUUGCGGCCAGACAUACCCCGUUGCUGCCCAAGUGCGUUUGCGAACAUUAUGCGCAAGUGCUGGGAUGGAAACCCUGAUAAACGCCCUGACAUGGACGAGGUGGUGCAGCUCAUGGAGGCCCUCGACACGAGCAAAGGCGGCGGUAUGAUACCGGAUGGCCAGUCGUCCGGAUGCUUAUGUUUCACCAGGGCCCGUGGCCCGUAGACGCUUUGCACAGCACUCUUCUCCCUUUGGCUAUGCAUUCCCACUCGACGGGAGCUCCACAGCUUGCUCCCCGCUGUCGCUUGUGCAGACGCUGCUUGCAGCCCUCCAUAGUCGCCUUGCCGUUUCCACGGAGUUGUGUUGUGUUUGUCGCAGUUCUCAGAUGAUCACUGGUCAGCACACUUCCUUCCUAUAGCAGUCUGAUGUUGUUUCUGUAAUAGUAUAUGGUGUAUUGUAUAACCGAGGUCACACAUAAAGGUCUCUCUCUCUCCCAUUCUUGGAGCCGCUGCCGCCUUCCCGCGUCGAUUUGGGGAGGCAUGUCUUGGAUACCGGUACAUGUUUUUGAAACCUUUCUCGCUGUGUAUACUAUACCCGACCUGAAUUGAUGAGUACAGUACAAUAAAGUGCAUACAUACAUAAA
Molecule: messenger RNA, 2158 nt
Organism: Hordeum vulgare subsp. vulgare (domesticated barley)
Lineage: Eukaryota; Viridiplantae; Streptophyta; Magnoliopsida; Poales; Poaceae
Product: serine/threonine-protein kinase STY13-like
Exons: 7
Coding region: 619-1740 (373 amino acids)
Biological process (GO): protein phosphorylation
Cellular component (GO): plasma membrane
Molecular function (GO): ATP binding; protein kinase activity
Source: RefSeq, a predicted model, not a curated record